Pogonomyrmex barbatus (red harvester ant) is the source of this 707-nucleotide messenger RNA. Its product is annotated as death-associated protein 1. NCBI's taxonomy places the organism in Eukaryota, Metazoa, Arthropoda, Insecta, Hymenoptera, Formicidae. The record is from RefSeq and is a predicted model, not a curated record. Gene Ontology annotation, molecular function: death domain binding. Gene Ontology annotation, biological process: negative regulation of autophagy; cellular response to amino acid starvation; apoptotic signaling pathway.
UUUGAUUUCUAACGAUACACGGUUGAUCAUGGAUCGUUAUUGUGUAUAGGCACAUUAUGCUCGCUGCUGUAUCUAUAUUCGAGCCGGGACACCGCGAGAAGUAUUAACGGCAUAUGUGUGGCAACCCUUCCCCCUCCUCGCAUUCGGCAGCGCAACGCACACGAAGGCGUUGGGAGUUGGAUGCCGCUAUCGCUACGCCGGAUCGGCGAAACGAAGUCAGUGCCGCGUUGUGGUUGCGACGAUUGGACGGUAGCAUAUUGCGACUUGGAAUUGCAUAUCGCGGAAUUCAAUCGAGAUCCUGCUCGGUGCGAGGAUAUCAGGAUGUCGAGCGAUGCGGACGAGUGCAGGCUGAAGGGCGGGCAUCCUCCGGCAGUGAAAGCAGGCGGCAUGAGGAUAACGCAGCACAAAACGCCGAAGGACGAACGCGAGACGAAGCCCAGUAAAGACAUCGAGGAGAGCAGACCAUCCAGCAGUCCACCGAAGACGAUAAUGAUAAGUGGUGCCCCGGCCAAAGGAAAUGCCGAUUUUCCACCGGAAGCUGUGCAACACUUCCACGAGAAGCCCACACCAACGCAUGACGCACGGCCGGCGCAUUGUUCGCGUCCAAUUAUCAUUCAUCAGCCCAGAAAGUGAACUAUACCUCGCGAGUUGUGCACCGUGUUGAUGGAUUUUGGUCCACAAAGUCACACGUUGAGUUUGAAAAAAAA